AUGAGUCAAAUGAAACAUUCAAUUGAUAUACAAUGCGGUCUUCGUCAAGGACUAGUCAGUGAUAAAGUUUCAACUUCGAUGACACCAUGUCCUUCGAUUACGUCUUCACUAAAAAGAGAAAGCAACUUUUCACAACCUGUCUAUUCUAAAAAGGCUGACCAUUUUCGCCAAGUGAUACAAACAUGUAGAGCAUUAUUACAAAAACAAGGUGUGCAUUCUACUAUGAGUAUGACUGCAGCUGGAUUCAAUUAUACUGGCAACGGAGACACAGUCCAUUGUGAUACUUGUGAACUAGAAGUGUCGGAAUGGACAUUAGAUAUGAAGCCAUUUACUAUUCAUGCACAACGUAGCCCCAAAUGUGCAUUUGUUCGUUCUCUGAUGCCCAAUGGAAUAGCUCCUGCACCAUAA
Messenger RNA from Rotaria sp. Silwood1, 408 nucleotides. Lineage: Eukaryota; Metazoa; Rotifera; Eurotatoria; Philodinida; Philodinidae. The record is from the annotation of a GenBank genome assembly.